Molecule: messenger RNA, 3355 nt
Organism: Periophthalmus magnuspinnatus
Lineage: Eukaryota; Metazoa; Chordata; Actinopteri; Gobiiformes; Gobiidae
Gene: zdhhc8a
Product: zinc finger DHHC-type palmitoyltransferase 8a
Exons: 10
Coding region: 135-2444 (769 amino acids)
Biological process (GO): protein palmitoylation
Molecular function (GO): palmitoyltransferase activity
Source: RefSeq, a predicted model, not a curated record
GCUCUUUCUCAGAUCUGCUCGUGUUUUUGUUCGGCGCGGCUCAGAGACAGAACAUGGCUCUGUCAAGGACACGCUCCGUCCACAGAACACUGGACUUUAACUGCUGGAGUCGCGCAUGAGUGGCGGAGGACAACAUGCCCACCAGUGGCGCAGACCUGCUCAAACCCAGCGCCUUCAUCCCGGUGUGCACCGCUGCAGGGCUCCUGUUUGGAUCCACGUCCCUUUUCUUUGUCUUUACAUGCCCGUGGCUGGCGGUGACCAUCUCUCCAGCCGUUCCACCAUGCUGCGCCGUCGUCUUCCUGUUCGUGCUCGCCAAUUUCACCAUGGUAACGUUCAUGGACGCCGGGGUGCUCCCUAUAGCGAACGAGGACGAGGACAAGGAGGAGGAGUUCCGCGCUCCGCUUUACAAAAACGUGGAUGUGAAUGGCGUCCAGGUCCGGAUGAAGUGGUGCGGCUCGUGUCAUUUCUAUCGACCGCCGCGAUGCUCCCACUGCAGCGUGUGCGACCACUGUGUAGAGGACUUUGACCAUCACUGUCCGUGGGUGAACAACUGCAUCGGGAGGAGGAACUAUCGUUACUUCUUCCUGUUUCUUCUGUCGUUGACUCUCCAUAUGGUCGCCGUGUUGACGUUCGGUCUCGUUUACAUCAUGAACCACACAGACGAGCUGUGGGAGCUGCACUGUGCCGUCACUUUGGCGGUGGUUAGUAUUUCAGGGCUGUUCAUGAUCCCCGUGUUGGGACUCUCUGGGUUUCACUUGUACUUGGUGUCUCGAGGCCGCACCACCAACGAACAGGUGACGGGCAAAUUUCAAGGCGGCGUAAAUCCGUUUACCAGAGGCUGCUGUAAAAACCUGGAGUAUCUGGUUUGUAGCCCCAUCUCUCCAAAAUAUACUGGAAGACCUUUUAAGAAAACCACAGUCCAGGUUCAUCCGCCUUUUCUUCGACCGGGGACUGACCGGCCGUUACCCGUGAAACCCAAAGACAACGGGGUCCAAGACGGCCAGAAAAACGUAAACUGCUCAUCAUCUGGAGCUGUGGAGCUGACGGAUCUAAAACAAACGAAACCUCCGCCUCCUCUGCCGCCCAAACCCGAGCACGGCCUCCUCAAGAGCCAUUUGGCAGCUUUAGACAAGAUGGGACACCACACAAAGUCCAUUAUUCCCGUGUCCAUCCCCACCGUCCCACAGCUGCGCCCGGUUCUGGAGGCGAUUUCCAGAGGAUCUUCGCCCAUUCCCCCAGAACAGUUUCUGAAGGCCCCCGAGCACCAGACCAACGGCCGAAGUCCAGAGAGGUCCAGAGAAAGUCCGGUGAAGUCCGCCCAGCCCGGCCACAUGACCGCGCUGUCUCAGAGCAGCCUGCACGCCGCCAGCACCGCGCCGCCGUCGCUCCCGCUCAGCUCCCUCACGCUCAACUCGCGCUCGCUCACCCUCAAACACAACAGUCGCCAUGGAAACAAGUCCCAGCUGCCCGGUUUCGACGCUCUGGGCUCAAACCCUCCGCCGGGCCUCGUGUCGUCGGCGAAUUUCUUCCCCAGCCACAGCCACAGCAGCCUCUCCUACGACAGCAUCAUGAACUCCCCCGACCCGCAGACGCUGACCCAACGGGGGGGCGCCACCGUCACCUACCACCCGCACUUCAUGACCUUAGCCUCCGACGGGACCCUCGUGCAGAACUUCCCGCCCCCGCACGCCUACAGCCCCGUGUUCAUGGGGGUGGCGCGACAGUCUCCGCAGUCCAGAGACCCGUCGCCGUCUCUGCAGGCCCUCAGCUCCCGGGACCCCUCUCCGUCGUUCCCGGGUUUCAUCCAGAGAGACACGUCCCCGUCGUUCCCGGGUCUCAUGGCGAGGGACCUGGCGUCUCAGAGCAUAACCACGCGCGACGUCCCUCCUCCUUCUGCGGCCGCGCGCUACGACAACUUUUCCAAAACGAUCAUGGCGUCCAUUCACGAGAGGCGGGACCUGGAGGAGCGGGACAGGAUGUUUCGGCUCCGGCCUCAGCCUCUGAUUGGGACAGAGAUGGGAAUUUAUGACAUCCCGAACAGAAGGAGCCUCCCGCCGGAAAAUCUUCGACCAAUAGGCUCUCGUGGACCUACCCCGCCCGCGUACGGAUCCAGAGAGUUCCUCAUGAGCACAGGUAUUUUGGGUUACGGGGUCAGGAGCUCGCCGCUCUCCAGUUCGUCCACUUCCUCUUUGACCCGUGGGCUCAGAACGUCCACGUCGCCCCUUCAGAGCAGCAGCGGCAGCCUCCAGACCAAGGGCAGGACGUCGUCUCCGCUGUUUGGCCCGGCCGAUAGACAGACUCAGCCCCCGCCCACCUCCACCGCCACGCUCCCCCGCAUGCCGCCCCUCUCCUCCGCCCCGUCCUACGCCACGUACGCCACGGCUAAACGCUCCUCGCUCACAUAUGGCGCGGAGCAGAAGGACUCGUCGGGAACCCUCAAAUGAAACCGCUCCAUGUCUGUGGUGUGAAUGAAUCAUCUAUGCAGCGUUACUCUCAGUCCUCACAGCUUCCUCGUACUUUGUUAAUAAGUGAACAUUUGUGGUUUACAUAUGUCGGCCGAGAGCGACGAGCAAAGUAACCACUGAAAAAAAAACGAAAAAAAAAAACGUUUGCAAUACUGAUGCACCUAUGGGUGAUUCUCAGGAUGGACAUGUCUCCCCUCACAGGAUGGACAUGUCUCAAAAUGUCUCCCCUCACAGGGUCGACCUGUCUCCGGAGCAGAGGUGUCCAAACUUUUCUGUCGAGGUCCAUAUCUCAAAAACAUGUCCGCCGCGGAGGACACAGACGGAGGUUUUAUCCACAGCUUUGAGCCGCUGUGUGUUUAAUCCUUAAAACACUUAGAUUUUAGGUCUGAUGAUGAUUCAAUCUGGUGUUUGAGGUUAAAAGUGUAAAAUAGUUUCAUUUGCUGUUCUUUUCUGCUUAUGAUCAAUUGGGCCGGUUCAGCACUGAUCUGAGGGCCGGAUUUGGCCCCUGAGCCAUAGUUUGGACACCCCUGACUUACAGAGUUACAGAUGUCUCCGGUCACAGGACGGACAUGUCUCCGGUCACGGGACGGACAUGUCUCCGGUCACAGGACAGACAUGUCUCUCAAGGACGGACAUGUCUCCAGUCACAGGGGGACAUGUCUUCGGUCACAGGGGGACAUGUCUCCAGUCACAGGGGGACAUGUCUUCAGUAGGGGACAUGUCUUCAGUAGGGGACAUAUACACACAAACCAUUUGUAUUUGUUUUGUACUUUUGUGAUACUGAUUUACUUUUCAUUACCACAUUAUUCACUUUUGUCUUGCCUCUGAAAAACCCUGUUGAAGAAUUUUGUAGUAGUUUAUAUGAAUAAUAAAAUCAUUUUGUAAUUUUA